UCCGCUCAGACCGACAGCGCGCGCGGGGACAGCGGAGCGGCCAGAGCGCGUGCCUUUAUUCUUUAACUUUAUUCUUUAUACUUUACUUUAUACUUUUCUCUACUGAUUCUCACGGAAUAACAAAUCAUAUUCCAGAAAUUUCUCCACACAGAUGGACAGAAACAGAGAUCAGUAACUGAUCAGUAUCUGUUUUACACCGCUUUAAUCUUCUCGCGGAUUUAUAUCGGGAUAUGGCGGCGGCGCGCGCCGGAGAUCUGAUGAUGGAUAAAUGUGGAGAUCUGGACUCGGUUAAGGAUCUGGAUGCUGAUGAUCUUCUGGAGCUGAAUCAGUUCGACGGGCUUCCCUUCUCCUCCCGAUAUUAUAAACUACUGAGAGAGAGGAAAACCCUGCCGGUCUGGGGAGCAAAGCACGAGUUCAUAGAGGCGAUAAUCAAUAAUCAGAUUAUUAUUAUCAGCGGAUCCGCUAAAACUGGACAAAGCACUCAGAUUCCUCAGUGGUGUGCGGAGUUCUGUCUGUCGGUUCAGUACCAGAACGGGAUGGUGGUGUGCACUCAGAUCCACCGACAGAGCACCGUGGACCUGGCCCUGAGAGUGGCCGACGAGAUGGACGUGAACAUCGGUCACGAGGUGGGAUACAACGUCCCUCUUCAGACCUGCUGCUCUACCGACACUGUUCUGAGAUACUGCACUGAUGACCUCUUGCUUCGUGAGAUGAUGUCGGAUCCUCUGCUGGAGCAGUACGGCGUGGUGGUAAUAGAUCAGGCUCAGGAGCGCACCGUCAGUACCGACCUCCUGCUGGGUUUACUGAAAGACGUGCUCCUCUCACGUCCUGAGCUCCGACUGGUCGUCCUCACUGCUCCUCACUCCUCCCACAAACUCCUCCACCACUACGGAGGCAUUCCCCUGAUCCGGCUGGAUGCAGGACGUCCCUCUGAGGUGGUUUACGGGACAGAGAGGGGAGGUGUGAAGGAUUACCUGUGUUCUACACUCCGCCUGGCCAUGGAGAUCCACCAGACUCAGAGUCCUGGAGAUAUUGUGGCGUUUCUCGCCACUGAACAGGAAAUUGAAUGCGCUCAUGCCAUCCUGCGGAGAGAAGGGGCCGGUCUGUCCUCAUCAUUAGGUGAGCUGGUGCCGGUGUCCCUGUGUCCACAGCAAGGAGACAGCGUCCCUGCGUCCACAGAGGAGGACAGCAGGUCCAGGAAGGUGUUCCUCACCUGCGGCCCCACUGAAGACCUGUUCUGGGCCAUGCACAGCAUUCGCUUCAUCAUCGACGCUGGAGUACAGAAGAGAUAUGUGUACAACCCCCGAAUCAGAGCCAACUCCAUUGUGAUCCGACCAAUCAGUAAAAGCCAAGCUGAGGGUCGCAAACAGCUGAUUGGACCAACAGGGAAGUGUUUUUGUUUGUAUCCGGAGGCCACGCCCCUUCCUGCUGAGAGUGUUCCUCACAUUCUGGAGUCUAACAUCACGUCCACGGUGCUGUUCCUGAAGAGGAUGGAGAUCGCUGGGCUGGGCAACUGUGAAUUCAUUGACAGACCAGAUCCCGAGGGCCUCAUGCAGGCUUUAGAGGAGCUGGACUACCUGGCGGCUCUGGAUGACGAUGGUAAUCUCUCAGAGAUUGGAAUAAUAAUGUCUGAAUUCCCUCUGGAGCCACAGAUGGCUAAGACUCUGCUGGCUUCCUGCGAGUUCGACUGCGUCAAUGAGGUGCUGACCAUUGUCUCCAUGCUAACAGCUCCGAACUGUUUCCUGGCUCCUCCUGUGGAGUUUAAACAGGAGGCUUUGGAGAGCCAUCAGAGCUUCUAUCACCCUGAGGGGGACCAUUUUACCCUCAUCAACGUCUACAACGCUUACAAACAAAGCCAGUACAGCUCAUAUUCCAACACAGAGCGAUGGUGUGAUGAUCAUUUUCUGAGCCUGACUGCUUUAGAAACAGCUGAUGCAGUUCGAGCAGAGCUGAUUGAGAUCCUGAAACGGAUAGAGCUUCCGGUAUCAUCCCCUGCUUUUGGCUCCAAGACCAAUACACUGGAUAUUAAACGAGCUUUACUGGCUGGAUUCUUCAUGCAGGUGGCGCGAGAUAUCGAUGGAACAGGGAAUUAUUUCAUGCUUACUCACAAACACGUGGCUCAGAUCCACCCUCUGUCCGGAUAUGGAUCAGAACCUCCCAAGAAGAAACUUCCAGAGUGGGUUCUUUACCAUGAGCACAUGCUGUCUGAGAACAACUGCAUUCGAACAGUCACUGAGAUUUCAGCACAUGAAUUUAUCCAGAUGGCUCCUCAGUAUUUCUUCUACAACCUGCCGUCUAGUGAAAGUAAAGAGGUUCUGCAGCACAUCCUGGAUCACGGCUCGGCCGCACCGUGUAAAGGGAAGAGGAAGCCCCAGCCGCUGAGCUCCAGCCCCAGCCAGGAGCAGAGCUACGAACGCUGUGUUAUUCAGUGACUUUUAACACGCCGGGAGAUUUCUCUGUGAGAACUUCAACAAACAGGCUUAAAUAUCGCAGAUUCCUGACUGCAUAGGGCUGUAUGGAUUAAAGCCAUUUUUAUGGACGUUUUUAUGGAAGAAGCAGCAUCUGUAAGAUGCACUGUUUUGGGAUUAUACUGUAUAUCGUCGCUGUCCACACUGUAAACCCGGAUAAGCUGAAUUUAUUUUAAAAAUUAGAGGAAACCGGUUGCCUUAAAAAAAAAGUAAUGGGUAAUGAAAACUUCAAGUUUUUACAACUAAAGCAGAAGUUAAUUUAACUUUUUUGUCAUUUUUGUUAUACUGUAAGACCAGAUAAGUUGAGUUUUAUUAAAGUUCUUAA
Molecule: messenger RNA, 2793 nt
Organism: Astyanax mexicanus (Mexican tetra)
Lineage: Eukaryota; Metazoa; Chordata; Actinopteri; Characiformes; Acestrorhamphidae
Gene: dhx32b
Product: DEAH (Asp-Glu-Ala-His) box polypeptide 32b
Exons: 11
Coding region: 231-2432 (733 amino acids)
Cellular component (GO): spliceosomal complex; intracellular anatomical structure
Molecular function (GO): RNA binding
Source: RefSeq, a predicted model, not a curated record